UGAACAUCGAUGGCCGCUUCGAAAUUUGGGCGGAAGCGGUGACGUAGGGCUCCGAAACGGAACCUCCCACUUUUCCCAGACCGGCUCGAAUCCUUCCAACAACACUCCCACAUAAAGACUAAAUCAACAUGCCACUCAGGAAACCCAGCGCUCUAAGCUCUAAAGAACCCGACUACUUCGCGUACGCCUACGCAGGGAUCGUGUUCAUCGGCGGCGUCAUCGGCUUCGUAAGAGCAGGGAGUUUGGUCUCGCUGCUAUUCGGGACGUUUUCCGGCACGCUGUUGGGGAUCGGCGCGAGACAGGUUAGCGCUAAUGGGAAGAACUUUCAGCUCUUGCUUGGGAUAAGCGCGACACUGCUCCUGAUAAUGGGGAUGCGGUUCGCAAACUCGGGCAAGUUCAUGCCGGCCGGUCUCGUUGCUCUGAUCAGUGGGGUCUCAUGCUUCCGAUACGGUCUCCGAUUGUCGACCAUGCUUUGAUUGCCGCCUUUCUGUCUUUGCCUGCAUCGCUUUUCACGAGGACGACGGACGAACAUACUCAUUUGCUCCGACCGUCACCAUCCGCACCGUGCAUUACUGGAGUUUGAUUUGUUGGUUUCCCAUGUACACAUUUUGCACAUCUGUAAUUACAAGUUGUUGUCGGAAAACGCAUGAUUUGGUAGUUAGCGUCAUUACGCUGGAGACGAACGAAUGUCUGCGACACUUCCCCCUCAAUACAUUUGAGAAGCCACGAUGAGAUGUGCCCUCUGAACAUAGCGGUCGUCUUCCGCGAUAUCCAUUCAGUGACUACGAUAGUCACACAACGAACUUUACAUGCGGUAUUUUAGGAGCGGAAGCGAUC
Fimicolochytrium jonesii is the source of this 837-nucleotide messenger RNA. RefSeq names its product transmembrane proteins 14C-domain-containing protein. Gene Ontology annotation, cellular component: mitochondrial membrane. The transcript has 4 exons. NCBI's taxonomy places the organism in Eukaryota, Fungi, Chytridiomycota, Chytridiomycetes, Spizellomycetales, Powellomycetaceae. The record is from RefSeq and is a predicted model, not a curated record. The coding region runs from base 129 to 476 and encodes 115 amino acids. Gene Ontology annotation, biological process: regulation of heme biosynthetic process.